Messenger RNA from Penicillium manginii, 2229 nucleotides. Its product is annotated as threonine--tRNA ligase THS1. Lineage: Eukaryota; Fungi; Ascomycota; Eurotiomycetes; Eurotiales; Aspergillaceae. Gene Ontology annotation, biological process: threonyl-tRNA aminoacylation. The record is from RefSeq and is a predicted model, not a curated record. Bases 1 to 2229 code for a protein of 742 amino acids. Gene Ontology annotation, cellular component: cytoplasm. The transcript is spliced from 18 exons. Gene Ontology annotation, molecular function: threonine-tRNA ligase activity; ATP binding.
AUGGCUUCCGAAGCCCCCAAGGACCUUCCCGUGCGCCCUGCCGCCGAAGCUCAGGGAAAUCCUGCUGCUGCUGCCCCGCCUCAAGACGCCAAAAAGCAAGCCCCUCCUAGCGAGCCCCUCCCCGACUGGCUGAUCGAGCGCAACAACCUGUUCGAAGAAUUGUGGCAAAAGCAUCUCAAGGAUCUCGCAGCCAAAGACCACCAUUCGAUUGAAGUUUCUCUCGAUAUUGGCGACGGCAACCCCAAGUCGGUCCCGGCAAAGGCCUUCGAAACUACACCUGGCUCAUUCUUGCGCGAUGUGCCUAAGGACGUGGCUGCCGAGGUUGUUAUCGCGAGGGUCAAUGGAGAGCUUUGGGAUUUGAACCGUCCCCUUGAGGGCGACUCUGCCGUUAUCCUGGUCCCAUUUUCCGACCCCGAAGCUCGGAAUGUUUUCUGGCACUCGUCUGCUCACUGUCUUGGAGAGUCUUGCGAAGCUCACUUUGGCUGCCUUUUGAGCCACGGUCCUCCUACGCCCCAGGGUUUCUUCUACGACAUGGCUAUUCCUGGAGGACGUGCCGUCGUUGAAAGCGAUUGGAAGCCUCUUGAACAGAAGGCUGCCAAGAUUUUCAAGCAGAAGGAGAAUUUCGACCGCCUGGAGGUAUCUAAGGACGAUUUGCGUCGUAUGUUCAGCUACUCUCCCUACAAGCUGCACUACAUCGAAAAAUUGGUCGUGGGCGAGUAUAGCACCGUUUACCGCAACGGCAAUCUGGUUGAUCUUUGCCGUGGCCCUCACAUUCAAAACACCGGCAAGAUCAAGACCUUCAAAAUCAUGCAAAACUCCUCUGCCUACUUCCUCGGCGACCAGUCGCAAGACAGUCUGCAGAGAAUUCGAGGUGUCGCGUUCCCAGACAAGAAACUACACGCAGCCCAUAUGAAGUUCCUCGAGGAGGCAGAGAAGCGCAACCACUUGAGACUGGGCAAGGAGCAGGAGCUCUUCUUCUUUGACGAUGCUUCUCCCGGAUCCCCUUUCCUGCUCCCUGCUGGUACAAGAAUCUUCAAUGCCAUUCAAAAGCUGCUUCGGUCGGAGUACCGCAAGCGCAACUACCAGGAGGUCCAGACCCCGAACAUGUUCGAUGUCAGCCUGUGGAAGACAUCCGGUCAUUUCCAGCACUACGCUGAUGAUAUGUUUCAACUGAAUGUGGAGAAGAAACAAUGGGCUCUGAAGCCUAUGAACUGCCCAGCCCACUUUCUUCUGUUCGGUCAUCGCGAGCGUAGUUAUCGCGAGCUUCCUAUGCGUAUUGCGGAUUUUGGUGUUCUUCACCGCAAUGAAGCCUCCGGGGCGCUUAGUGGACUAACUCGAGUGAGGAAGUUCCAACAGGACGACACCCACAUCUUCUGUACCGAAGAUCAGAUUUUUUCGGAAAUGGAGAAUCUUUUCGAUUUUCUCCAAAGUGUUUACGGGCUGUUCGGGUUCACUUUCAAAUUGAAGCUGAGUACAAGGCCUGAGGUCAAGUACAUGGGAAAACUUUCUGAUUGGGACUACGCGGAGUUGCAAUUAACAAAUGCGUUGAACAAAUUCUGUGGCAAAGACUGGACUAUUGAUCCGGGUGAUGGUGCAUUUUACGGACCGAAGAUUGACAUCCAAAUUAGCGAUGCACUUGGCCGCGAAUUCCAGUGUGCUACUAUCCAACUUGACUACCAGGCUAGCCAGAACUUCAAACUGUCAUAUCAAAACAACGAAGGAAAGGACAAGAACAGCGAAGAGGCCGUGAAGGAAGGCGAUUUGCCCUUUGGCCGUUCUAGACCAGUGGUCAUCCACCGUGCAAUUAUCGGUAGCUUUGAGCGAUUCUUGGGCAUCUUGAUCGAACAUUUCGCCGGAAAAUUCCCGUUCUGGCUGAAUCCGAAGCAAAUCGUAAUCGUUCCAGUUAUGCCCCAACUGAACGAGUACGCCGAAGAGGUCAAAUCGAUCUUCACCGCCGACAAACUUCACGUGGAAGUUGACACCAGUGGAAACACCCUCCAAAAGAAGAUUCGUAAUGCGACCCUCUCCCAGGCCAGUUUCAUCUUCGUCGUGGGUCAACAGGUAUGCUCCUCCGCUAUUGCACUCGCUGAGAUGGAGGCUAAAACAGUAAACGUUCGGGUCCGGGACGACCCCUCUAGCCACGCCAAGGGAGUUAUGAUCAGCAUUGAUGAGAUGAGAGAGAAGCUCCGGGUCCUGCGCAAGGAGCGUCGUCUCGUAGGCACUUUGUAG